Lipotes vexillifer (Yangtze River dolphin) is the source of this 759-nucleotide messenger RNA. RefSeq names its product azurocidin 1 (gene AZU1). The record is from RefSeq and is a predicted model, not a curated record. Gene Ontology annotation, cellular component: azurophil granule. The coding region runs from base 1 to 759 and encodes 252 amino acids. Gene Ontology annotation, biological process: proteolysis. The transcript is spliced from 5 exons. NCBI's taxonomy places the organism in Eukaryota, Metazoa, Chordata, Mammalia, Artiodactyla, Lipotidae. Gene Ontology annotation, molecular function: serine-type endopeptidase activity.
AUGACGGCACUCAGACUCCUGGGCCUGCUGGCCGGCCUGCUGGCGACCUCCAGGGCUGGCUCGGCCCCCCUGGCGGACAUCGUGGGUGGCAGGAAGGCCCAGCGGCAGGAAUUCCCAUUCCUGGCCUCCAUUCAGACCCAAGGGCGGCACUUCUGCGGGGGCGCCCUGAUCCACCCCGGCUUCGUCCUGACAGCCGCCAGCUGCUUCCAAAGCCGCAACACCAGGAUCGCCACUGUGGUGCUGGGGGCCUACAACCUGAGGCGAAGGGAGAGGUCCCGGCAGACUUUCUCCAUCAGGAGCAUCAGUGAGAAUGGCUAUGACCCCCAAGAGAACCUGAACGACGUGCUGCUGCUGCAGCUGGACCGUCAGGCCAACCUCACCAGCAGCACCGUGGCAGUGGUACCACUGCCCCCACAGAAUGCCACGGUGGAAGCUGGCACCAACUGCCAGGUCGCAGGCUGGGGCGCCCGAAAGCAUAGAGGGCGUCUCUCCCGAGUCCCAAGGGUCGUGAACGUCACUGUGACCCCGUCAGACCAGUGUCGCCCGAACAAUGUGUGCACCGGUGUCCUUACCCGCCGGGGUGGCAUCUGCCAGGGGGACGGGGGCACCCCCCUCGUCUGCAACGGCCUGGCGCACGGCGUGGCCUCCUGGUCCCGGGGGCCCUGCGGCAGGGGCCCCGACUUCUUUGCCCGCGUGGCAGUCUUCAGAGACUGGAUUGACUCAGUUAUAAACCAGCCAGUCGGAUGUGCGCCAGCCUGA